Messenger RNA from Melanotaenia boesemani (Boeseman's rainbowfish), 7406 nucleotides. It is a transcript of the gene pi4kab, whose product is annotated as phosphatidylinositol 4-kinase, catalytic, alpha b. The transcript is spliced from 55 exons. Gene Ontology annotation, biological process: phosphatidylinositol-mediated signaling; phosphatidylinositol phosphate biosynthetic process. Gene Ontology annotation, cellular component: cytoplasm; plasma membrane. Lineage: Eukaryota; Metazoa; Chordata; Actinopteri; Atheriniformes; Melanotaeniidae. Bases 82 to 6390 code for a protein of 2102 amino acids. Gene Ontology annotation, molecular function: 1-phosphatidylinositol 4-kinase activity. The record is from RefSeq and is a predicted model, not a curated record.
GCUUUCUCAGCGCUUGUUGCCACUACUCGUUGGCUCCUCUGCUUGCUCAAUUUGUUGCGCUGGCUUGAUGAACGGGUAAACAUGUCUGUUAUGGGAGGUGGAACGAGAGGGUUUUAUUUCAACACAGUUCUGUCGCUGGCUCGGUCUCUAGCUGCCCACCGCCCUGCACCGAUCGAAAAGGUAAAAAAACUACAAUGUAUGUGCCCUGUGGAAGUCCGUGGUGUGUUCACUUUAGAUGUGCGCCGCAGAGAUGCUGUUAUUGCGCUGGCUGUGUUUCUAGUGGAGUCUGGCUUACAGCACAAAGACAUAGUUGUUUCCUACUUGCUGACCCUUUUGAGAGGGCUUCCACGGGUCCAGUGGAUCGAAGAAAGCUUGGGAAAGAAAGGAAAGGAAUUUCUCCCAGUUGCAGAAAACUUCAGCUUCUGUCUAGUGACACUUUUGUCAGAUGUGGCUCAGAGGGACCCAGACUCCCGACAGGAGAUCUUGAACACCAUAAUGGACGUAUUGCAGGCAUUACAGGAGAUGUGCCAGUCACCUGAUGAUCAUGACAAAGUCUUUCUGUGCAGGUAUAUUGUCCCCAGUCUACUUGGUAUGACUCGAGCAUUUGGCCGCUACAGCAACACAGAAGAGGCCCUGUUGUCCAAGUUGUUCCCCAAGGAUUCGCCUCAAGUCCGCUGUGUCACAGAAGAAACGGAGGGUGUGCGCCGCAGAUCGUUCAAUGACUUUCGCUCUAUUCUGCCAUCCUCUCUGCUCACGGUGUGCCAAAGUGACUCACUGCGCAGACGCACUGGGACCAGCCUGGAUUCCUCUGCCCAGGUGUCUACAGACCCAGCAGGCCACUCACCCUGCUCUCCUACGACCCCUGGUCUACAUUACUUUGAAGGUGCCUAUCUUCCAGACAGCAGCUCAGUAGACCCUGACUACUAUUUCUCCACAGUCAGCUCCAGUUUUUCAGUGUCUCCCCUCUUCAUGGGAGAAGGUGAAAAUGAGGUGGAGGUGCCGAUUGAUCUGCUCCAACAGCUCCUUGGCAUGGUGAAAAAGUUUGUCUCCGACUCUUUCUUAAAGACUCUGGAUAGCGUUAUGACAGAAGUCAUAGAGCACAAUCCUGGACUCAACAUCUGUUAUAAAACCUUCAGUGACCCUCUCUAUGUGUGUGUGUUCAAAAUGCUACGGGACACACUGUACAACAUGAAAGCCUUGCUGCCGACAUUUGUGCGGGAGGUGCAUGACUUUGUACUGGAGCAGUUCAGCAGCAGCCAGUCGGAGCUGCAAAGGGUACUUCAUGACGCGGGGGGGCUGCCAGGGGAACAGAGCCCACUCAAGCUUCGUUGCCAAGCCAACGCCGCCUGUGUGGACCUCAUGGUGUGGGCCAUCAAAGAUGAGCAAGGAGCGGAGAAUCUCUGCACCAAACUCUCUGAGAAGCUUCAAUCAAAAACCUCUAGUAAAGUCAUCAUUGCACACAUGCCGCUGCUCAUCUGUUGUCUGCAGGGACUAGGCCGCCUGUGUGAGAGGUUUCCAGUUGUUGCUCACUCUGCCACGACCUCGCUCAGGGAUUUCCUGGUGGUUCCUUCCCCUGUUCUUAUUAAACUGUACAAGUAUCACAACCAGUACAACACAGGCACGGGUGAAAUUAGGAUAAGCGUGACCAACGAAUAUUCUCAAUCCACCAUCAACAUACUGUCAAACAGGAAGGACCAGCCUUCCAUGUACGAGCAGCUCAGAGACAUUUCCAUUGAUAACAUCUGCAGAUGUCUAAAAGCUGGUUUGACGAUGGACCAUGUGAUCGUUGAAGCCUUUCUGGCCAGUCUGUCCAACCGUCUGUACAUUUCACAGGAGAAUGACAAGGAUGCUCACCUAAUUCCAGAUCACACCAUUAGAGCACUCGGCCAUAUUGCCGUUGCCCUGAGAGACACUCCUAAAGUCAUGGAGCACAUCUUACAAAUCCUUCAACAAAAGUUCUGUCAGCCUCCAUCACAGCUUGAUGUACUUAUUAUAGACCAGCUGGGCUGUAUGGUCAUUACAGGAAAUCAAUAUAUCUACCAGGAGGUGUGGAAUCUGUUCCAGCAGAUCAGCGUUAAAGCCAGUUCAGUGGUCUACUCAGCCACUAAGGACUACAGAGAUCAUGGCUACAGGCACUGCUCUCUGGCUGUGAUCAACGCGCUAGCCAACAUUGCAGCCAACCUACAGGGUGAGCAGCUGGUGGAUGAACUGCUAGUGAACCUUUUAGAGCUGUUUGUCCAACUGGGCCUUGAAGGAAAAAGAGCCAGCGAGAGGGCCUCCGACAAAGGACCAGCACUGAAGGCUUCAAGUAGUGCUGGAAAUCUUGGAGUUCUUAUUCCAGUGAUUGCUGUGUUGACUAGACGGCUUCCACCAAUCAAAGAGGCCAAACCCCGCCUCCAGAAGCUGUUCAGAGACUUCUGGUUGUACUCUGUGGUCAUGGGUUUUGCAGUAGAAGGAUCAGGGCUUUGGCCAGAGGAGUGGUAUGAAGGGGUGUGUGAGAUUGCUACCAAAUCUCCUCUUCUCACCUUCCCCAGUGGAGAACCUCUUCGUUCUGAACUCCAAUACAACUCAGCUCUGAAAAAUGACACUGUGACACCGGCCGAGUUGAGUGACCUGCGGACAACCAUCAGCAACCUUCUCGACCCUCCUCCCGAAGUGUCUGCCCUCAUUAGCAAGCUCGACUUUGCCAUGUCAACAUACCUCCUCUCAGUCUACAGAUUAGAAUACAUGAGGAUGCUGCGAUCCAAUGAUCCUGACCGGUUCCAGGUCAUGUUUCGAUACUUUGAGGACAAAGCCAUCCAGAAAGACAAAUCUGGCAUGCUGCAGUGCAUUAUUUGUGUUGGCGAUAAGGUAUUUGAGGUCUUCCUCCAGAUGAUGGCUGAGAAGGCAAAAACCAAAGAGCAUGAAGAGGAAUUAGAGCGGCAUGCUCAGUUCUUAUUGGUCAACUUUAACCACACUCACAAGAGGAUCCGUCGAGUGGCAGACAAAUACCUCUCUGGUUUGGCUGAGGCAUUCCCCCAUCUGCUUUGGAGUGGUCGAGUUUUGAAAACCAUGUUGGAUAUUUUGCAGACACUCUCUCUGUCUCUAAGUGCUGAUAUUCACAAGGAUCAACCAUACUACGACAUUCCUGACACCCCACACAGGAUCACUGUACCUGACACAUAUGAAGCCAGAGAGAGUAUAGUAAAAGACUUUGCUGCUCGCUGUGGUGAGAUCCUGAAAGAAGCAAUGAAAUGGGCCCCUUCAGUCACAAAGUCCCACUUACAGGAAUACCUGAACAAGCAUCAGAUCUGGGUUUCAGGGCUGUCCCAGCACACCGGCCUCGCCAUGGCCACAGAAAGCAUACUUCACUUCGCAGGCUACAACAGACAGAGCACCACACUAGGCGCUGCUUUUCCACAGACGACUCAGCUGACAGAGAGACCAGCAUGUGUGAAGAAGGACUAUUCCAACUUCAUGGCAUCACUCAAUCUACGAAACCGUUACACAGGAGAGGUGGCCGGUAUGAUCCAGUUCUCAGAGGCCACUCACAGCCAGUCAGAUCUUAAAAAGUUGAUGAUCCAUCAGAUGACCACUGCUCUUGACACAAAAGACCCUGAAGCCUUCACUCAAUGCAUGUUCAAGAUGGCCGCUCUUCUCAUAACUACCAAAAACUAUGAUCCACAGCUGCUGCACCAUCUAUGCUGGUCUCCGCUGAAGAUGUUUACAGAACAUGGCAUGGAAACUGCAAUUGCCUGCUGGGAAUGGCUCCUGGCUGCACACCAUGGGGUGGAAGUGCCAUUAAUGCGUGAGAUGGCAGGAGCUUGGCAGAUGACAGUCGAGCUGAAGAUGGGCUUGUUUUCAGAGACUCAAACUGAGGCCGGCCCCCUGGCUGUCUCAGAGGAAAGUCAACCUGCACCCUGUGUGCCUGAUGUCAUCCCCCACUUCCUCUGGAUAGAGUUUCUGGUGCAGAGGUUUGAAAUUGCCAAAUACAGCAGUGCAGACCAGGUGGAGAUCUUCACCACCAUUUUGCAAAGAUCUCUGUGUCUUAGUGUUGGAGGAGCCAAAAGCAGCCUGAACCGUCAUGUUGCUGCCAUUGGACCAAGAUUCAGGUUGCUGACUUUGGGUUUGACUCUGCUACAUGCGGAUGUCGUGACUAACGCCACCAUCAGAAAUGUGCUUCGAGAGAAAAUCUAUUCCACAGCUUUUGACUACUUCAGUCUCGCUCCAAAAUUCCCCACUCAGACAGAUAAGAGGCUGAGAGAAGACCUAUGUAUAAUGAUCAAGUUUUAUGCCAGCCUGCAGUCUGACAAGAAAUAUCUUACAGCCAACCAACUGGUUCCUCCAGAUCCCCAGGACAUGUCGGUGAACAGCUUGUCUGUAAUGGCAGUAACAGACAGCCGCAACAGUCUUGAUGCAGCGGUUGGUCAGAGGCAGCAGGUGGCUCAGGGAUGGAUCAACACUUACCCUCUUUCUUCUGGGAUGUCCACCAUAUCCAAGAAAUCGGGGUUAUCUAAAAAAAGCAACAGAGGCUCCCAGCUACACAAAUAUUACAUGAAACGAAGGACUCUGCUACUGGCUUUACUGGCUAGUGAGAUCGAGCGCCUUACAACGUGGUACAACCCAUUAUCCACUCAGGAGCUGGCUAUUGCCACAGAGCAGUCGGUGGAGACCAGCAUUGCUAACUGGAGAUCCAAAUACAUCAGCCUGACAGAAAAACAAUGGAAGGACAAUGUCAACUUGGCCUGGAGCAUUGCACCUUACCUCGCCCUGCAGCUGCCUGCCAGAUUUAAAAACACGGAGGCCAUUGUUUCUGAGGUGACUCGUCUGGUGCGAAUGGAUCCAGCUGCUGUGUGUGAUGUUCCUGAAGCGGUCAAAUUCCUGGUGACGUGGCACACAAUUGAUGCUGACUCUCCAGAGCUGAGUCAUAUUCUGUGCUGGGCUCCGGCAGAUCCCCCAACUGGACUGUCAUACUUCUCCUCCAUGUACCCCCCUCACCCCCUCACCGCUCAAUAUGGGGUCAAAGUGCUUCGCUCCUUUCCUCCUGAUGCUAUUUUAUUUUACAUUCCUCAAAUCGUCCAAGCCCUUCGUUAUGACAAGAUGGGCUAUGUGAGAGAGUACAUCUUGUGGGCCGCUCAGAAGUCCCAACUUCUGGCUCACCAGUUUAUUUGGAACAUGAAGACCAACGUAUACCUGGAUGAGGAAGGAAACAACAAAGAUCCUGAGAUCGGUGAGCUGCUGGAACAGAUGGUGGAGGAGAUCACCGGCUCGCUCUCCGGCCCGGCCAAAGACUUUUACCAGAGAGAGUUUGACUUCUUCCACAAGAUUACCAAUGUGUCAGCCAUCAUCAAACCCUUUCCCAAAGGGGAGGAGAGGAAGAAGGCCUGCCUGGAAGCUAUGUCACAGAUUAAAGUCCAGCCUGGCUGUUACCUUCCCAGUAACCCAGAGGCCAUAGUUUUGGAUAUAGACUACAAAUCUGGGACUCCCAUGCAGAGUGCUGCCAAAGCUCCAUACCUGGCCAAGUUCAAAGUUCGAAGGUGUGGUGUCACUGAGCUGGAAAAAGAAGGUCUGCUGUGUCGCUCGGACUCUGUAGAUGAGGGGAAAAGUGAAGAAGAGGACAAGAGAAUCUGCUGGCAGGCGGCCAUUUUUAAAGUUGGAGAUGACUGCAGACAGGACAUGCUGGCUCUUCAGAUCAUCAGUUUGUUUAAGAACAUCUUCCAAUUGGUGGGCCUGGAUCUCUAUGUGUUUCCUUACAGGGUGGUGGCCACUGCUCCUGGAUGUGGAGUGAUUGAGUGCAUCCCAGACUGCAAGUCUCGUGAUCAACUGGGCCGACAGACAGACUUUGGCAUGUACGACUACUUCAGGAACCAGUAUGGGGAUGAAUCCACACUCGCGUUUCAAAAGGCACGGUACAACUUCAUCCGCAGUAUGGCAGCUUACAGCUUGCUGCUCUUCCUGCUGCAAAUAAAAGACAGACACAACGGCAACAUCAUGCUGGACAGCCAGGGCCACCUCAUCCACAUUGACUUUGGGUUCAUGUUUGAAAGCUCUCCUGGUGGGAACCUCGGCUGGGAGCCAGAUAUCAAGCUCACUGAUGAAAUGGUGAUGAUCAUGGGGGGUAAGAUGGAGGCAACACCAUUCAAGUGGUUUAUGGAGAUGUGUGUGAGGGGAUAUUUGGCUGUGAGGCCCUACAUGGAUGCCGUUGUGUCCUUAGUUAACCUCAUGCUGGAUACUGGCCUUCCCUGUUUCAGAGGACAGACCAUCAAAUUACUCAAGCAGCGAUUCAACCCAGGUUUGAGUGAGAAAGAUGCAGCUUCCUUCAUCAUUAAAGUCAUUCAAAACUGCUUCCUCAGCAACAGGAGUAGAACCUACGACAUGAUCCAGUAUUACCAAAACCAGAUUCCAUAUUAAGCUUGUGUGCCUAUGCAUGUGCAUAUGUUGGCUGGUUCAUAGUGUGUACGUGAGUUUGUCCGUGCGUGUGCCUUUGUUAAAUUUGCCACUGAAGAUUGUGACUCACCAUUUCUGCUGGUUGUUGGAUAUUGUCCUUUGUGUUUGCUUAAGCCUCUUGUUUCCUUUCUAGACACACUGUCUUCAAAUGAGUUCACUGUUCCCCUAUUUAUUUUUGUUCUGUUGAAAUGAAUUUUAUCUUAAUUAUUAUACUAUUGCACUAGCAUCUUGACCUAUGUGUAGUUGGAGGAAUAACUCAUGGUAAUCUGCACGUUCAAUUUGUGCCAAGUUUCUAUACAAUAUUAAUGUUUAUGAAUGUGGAUUCAGUUGAUUUUAGAUGGGGUUUGAAGUCUAAGUGAAUACUUCAAGUAGCUGAAGUAGAGUGGUUUCAGUUCUGACCAAUGUGGCCUAUUCUGUCAUUUUAAACUUGACUGUACUACUGUGCUUUUUGUUUUUAAUUGACCAGUCAGAGUUCUUUGAUCUGUGGCAUGGUACUCAGCUUGUAUGUAACAGUCAGAUAUGAUGUACAGACCAUGGAUUACUCUUUUUGUGUUGUGGGGUUUUCCUAUUUAAACAGAAUUAAUGAUGCACACAAGCUUUGGGAAGCACUGAGGCUGAGUUUUGUACAUUUAGCAUUGCCAAAUGGGGAGGAGAAAAAAAUCAUGCACUUAAAUCAAACUUUACUAUUGCUUGUGGAAAAAGUUAAGGCACAGUUCAAAUGUUGGGCAGUUGCAUGAAGUCAAAUGAUAACUUACAUGUAGCUUGAGUCCAAUGUGGCUUUCUUUGAUAAUCCAAAGUUGCUGUGCCCCAUGUCCAUAUGAUUAACUUAAAAACUUCAUGUGAUGUUACUGGUUGUAAAGAUUUAGCUUCUCUUUGUAAUAUUUAUAUCCAUGAUCCAUUUUCUGUAUCCUUUUCUAUCUCCAUGCCUUUUGGAUUAGAGUGCAUGAGAUAUUAAAUCAAAUAAAGAUCUAUUAACUUGA